AUGCCCCCUUUCAAUUCGUCGACCGCUUCAUCAGGGAGUAUGUUAUCGAGCCCCUACCAGGCUCAGCCUGUUGAGCUGGCUGUUCCUCUUCCUUACCAUCAUGGCCAAUCAAGCCAGCAACGUAUCUCUGCAGCUUCACAAAAUGAGAUCCUUGGUACCUGGACCAUCCUACCGACAGGUACAGCUCACCAUUUUACAACCAUACAGGAGUAUGGCAACACAUAUGAAACCCAGCAAAGUCAAAUGCUGCAAGAAUCAAUCUUCAAAGCAAAAGAGGUUACAUAUCAUCGACACCUUCAUCUGCCUGCCACUCGAGCCAUUGCUGCACAACUCAUACUCGCUAUGCAGUUCAUCCAUUCUCAAGGUAUCGUUCACGGCGGUAAGGUUUUCGCAAAUAUCCUUCCUCGCUUGCCACUUGAUAUGCGAGACAUGACUCUCGAGCAGGUGUAUGCAAGGACGGGCGAGCCUGUAAAAGAUCAGGUCAUUCGCGAAGAUGGCACUCGUCUUUGUCCGGGAGUUCCGUCAGAAGUCAUCAUUCCUGUUUGGCUUGGUCCCAGCAGCGACGAAAUAUCCCUCGUGGACUCUGGCUUCAUGAUUGCAGAUUUUGGAGAAGCGUUUGAUCCUCAAGUGACAGCGCAGUAUGCGGCUCAUACGCCGCUCCUGCUCGCACGGCAGGAAUCUCGCCUUGCAAAGCCCGGAGGAGCAGACGAGCCACUCGCCUUUUCGGGAGAUACAUGGACUCUUGCAUGCACUACCUGGGAUCUUUUCGGCGACAGGCCCCCGCUUUGA
Molecule: messenger RNA, 789 nt
Organism: Aspergillus tanneri
Lineage: Eukaryota; Fungi; Ascomycota; Eurotiomycetes; Eurotiales; Aspergillaceae
Exons: 3
Coding region: 1-789 (262 amino acids)
Biological process (GO): protein phosphorylation
Molecular function (GO): ATP binding; protein kinase activity
Source: RefSeq, a predicted model, not a curated record